AUGGAAGAAAAUUAAACAAAGAAAGAAAAAUUUAAUAUUUGUAUGUGCUGUGAUUUCUUUUACCCUAGAUUGGGUGGUGUAGAAAUGCACAUAUUUUAAUUAUCUUUAGAAUUAAUUAGACUAGGUCAUAAAGUUAUUAUAGUAACAAAUACCUAUGGUAAUAGACAAGGAGUGAGAUAUAUCACAAAUGGAUUGAAGGUAUAUUAUACACCAAUGACACCUUUUACAGAUUAAGCAAUAUUCCCUUAAAUUUGGGGUUUUCUACCUUUAUUUAGAAAAAUUUUAAUUAGAGAGAAUAUUUAAAUUAUACAUUCACAUUAAACUACCAGUGUGCUAGGCUUAGAGAGUAUUCUCCAUUCUCGUACCAUGGGAUAUAAAACUGUCUUUACAGAUCAUUCUUUAUUUGGAUUUUCCGAUGCUGCUUGUAUCCACGUUAAUAAAUUGUUGAAAUUCUUUUUAUCUGAUAUAGAUCAUGCUAUUUCAGUUUCACAUACAUCAAAAGAAAACUUAACUUUAAGAGCUAGCUUCAACCCCUAUGAUAUAUCUGUAAUUCCUAAUGCUGUUGAUUGCAGUAGAUUUAAACCUGAUCCUUCAAAGAGAUAUCCUCUAAAUACUAUAAACAUCGUUUGUAUUUAGAGACUUACUUUUAGGAAGGGUGUUGAUCUCCUGAUAGAUGUCAUUCCUUUAGUUUGCAAAAAAUUUCCUGAAGUUCAUUUUAUUAUUGGUGGAGAUGGCCCUAAAAGAAAACCUCUAGAAGAAAUGAUACAAAGAUGUGGAUUGGUAGGACGUGUUGAACUUUUAGGUUCAAUACCUCAUAAGGAAGUGAGAAACGUAUUAGUAAAAGGACAUAUAUUUUUAAAUUGCUCUUUAACAGAAGCAUUUUGCAUAGCUAUUGUAGAGGCUGCAUCGAGCGGUCUAAUGGUUGUUUCAACUAAUGUAGGUGGAGUAGUAGAAGUACUUCCAAAGCAUAUGGUGCAAUUAGCAGACCCUAAACCAGAAUCUUUAGUAGAAAAACUUGAAAUAGCUAUUCCUAUUUCUAAAAAUGUUCCUGCUCAAGCAUUCCAUAACGAAAUAUCUGAUAUGUAUAAUUGGAUGAGUGUUGCUAAAAGAACAGAAAAAGUCUAUGAAAAAGUGCUCAAAAAACCACGUCCAACAAUUAGAGAGAGAUUCCAAAGAUAUGCUAGCAGUGGACCGUUUGCAGGAAUAAUAUUGCUUUGUAUAAUUGUUAUAGAUUUAAUUUUCUUUAUGUUUUUACAGUGGUGGACACCUAAAGAUCAAAUAGACAGAGCCAUCGAUUUUCCUCAUAAAAAGUAUAGCGAAAAUAGAGAAAAAUAUGGCGACCACAAUUUUCACAUACAGGAAAAUAAAAAUUAAUGA
Messenger RNA from Tetrahymena thermophila SB210, 1377 nucleotides. Its product is annotated as N-acetylglucosaminyl-phosphatidylinositol biosynthetic protein. Gene Ontology annotation, cellular component: glycosylphosphatidylinositol-N-acetylglucosaminyltransferase (GPI-GnT) complex. The record is from RefSeq and is a predicted model, not a curated record. The transcript is spliced from 6 exons. Gene Ontology annotation, biological process: GPI anchor biosynthetic process. NCBI's taxonomy places the organism in Eukaryota, Ciliophora, Oligohymenophorea, Hymenostomatida, Tetrahymenidae. Gene Ontology annotation, molecular function: phosphatidylinositol N-acetylglucosaminyltransferase activity.